UUCCCCGCCCACCAGGGUGGCGCCAGCUGCCGAGGCCGCCAAGCUUCCCAGCUCUCCCUCUGUGCUCGGCCCAGAGCGGAGGCCAAAAGAGGGCUCUGUGCCCGGCCCCAAUGAGGACACUACUGACCAUCCUGGCUGCAGCUGCAGGAUCCCUGGUUGCUCACAUCGCUGAGGACACUUCGGAUCUUCUUCAACAAGUGAAAUUCCAGUCCAGCAACUUCGAAAACAUCUUGAUGUGGGACAGCGGGCCAGAGACCCCUCAAGACACGGUCUACAGUGUUGAGUAUAAGAAGUACGGAGAGAGAGAGUGGCUGGCGAAGGAGGGCUGCCAGCAGAUCACUCGGAGGUUCUGCAACCUGACCAUGGAGACGGGCAACCUCACAGAGCUCUACUAUGCCAGGGUAACUGCCGUCAGCGCGGGAGGCCGGUCAGCCACCAAGAUGACCGACCGUUUCAGCUCACUGCAACACACUACCAUCAAACCACCUGAUGUGACCUGUACUCCAAAGGUGAGAUCCAUCCAGAUGGUUGUCCAUCCCACCCCCACGCCCAUCCACGCAGGGGAUGGCCACCGGCUAACCCUUGAGGACAUCUUCCAUGACCUAUUCUACCACUUAGAGCUCCACAUCAACCACACCUACCAAAUGCACCUUGGAGGGAAGCAGAGAGAAUAUGAGUUCAUUGGCCUGACCCCUGACACAGAGUUCCUUGGGACCAUCGUGAUUUUUGUUCCAACCUGGUCCAAAGAGAGUGCCCCCUACAUGUGCCGGGUGAAGACGCUGCCAGAUCGGACUUGGACCUACUCCUUCUCGGGUGCCUUCCUGUUCUCCAUGGGCUUCCUCGUCGCAGGGCUCUGCUUCCUGAGCUACAAAUAUGUCACCAAGCCGCCUCCUCCUCCCAACUCUCUGAACGUCCAGCGCGUACUGACCUUCCAGCCUCUGCAGUUCAUCCAGGAGCAUGUCCUGAUCCCCAUCUUUGACCUGAGCGGCCCCAGCAGUCUGGCCCCACCUGUCCAGUACUCCCAAGUCAAGGUCUCCGGGCCCAGGGAGCCCUCAGAAGCCCCACCACGGCACAGCCGCUCUGAGGUCACCUACCUCGGGCAGCCGGACAUCUCCAUGCUCCAGCCCUCCAGCGUACUGCCUCCCCAGACACUGUCCCCACUGUCUUAUGCUCCCCAGGCUGUCCCUGAGGUCAAGCCUCCAUCGUAUGCACCGCAGGUCACCCCAGAAGCCGCACCCCCAGUCUACAGUCCACAGGCCAUCUCUGAGGUCCAGCCUCCUUCCUAUACCCCUCAGGUCACUCCAGACAGCUGGCCUCUUUCCUAUGGGAUGUGCAUGGAAGGAUCUAGCAAAAACUCCCCACCUAUGGCCCUCUCUAGUCCCAAACACCUCAGGCCUAAAGCUGAGCUCCAGAAAGAGACACUAGCUGGAAACUACAUCCCAGGCGGCCUUUCCCUGCAGGGGGUCAUCUCCUCGGAUCUGGAGGAGCCAGGAGAAGCAAAAUCCUUCCACCAGCCCCUGGGGGUUCACAUGGACAGAGGGGAGCCAGGGACACCAGGGUGCCUAAAGGGCCAGCUGCCCCUCCUCUCCUCUGUCCAGAUCGAGGGCCAGCCCAUGUCUCUCCCUUUGCACACUCCUUCUCUCCCGUGUUCCCCGGCCGACCAGGGGCCAAGUCCCUGGGGCCUGCUGGAGUCCCUCGUGUGUCCCGGUGAUGAGGGUCCCGUGCCUGAGGCUGAGGCUCAGAGGCCAGGCCCUCAGCCCUCUGACCUGGAGCAGCCCCCAGAGCUGGACUCCCUGUUCAGAGGCCUGGCCCUGACGGUGCACUGGGAGCCCUGAGCGGAGAACAGGGCAGGUCUUCGUUCCUGUCCCUGCCCCACCUCACACCCCCGGCUGCUCCCACUCCUGCCCACGCUGCGGCCUCUGCAGCCCGGCUGGGCACCCUGGAGAGAUCCAGGGGGAGGGAACACAGGGCCCCUGCCACGGGUAAGCUCCCACCGAAGCAAAGAAGCACGACGAGGACUCCGGCCAGAGGAGUUACAGGCAUGUAUCACCUGCGUGCAGAGCUCUGCGGGGCCUGUCCGGUGGCUAGUGUGUAAGGAGUAGGUGCAGGGAGACUUCCUGGGGCCCCAGAGCCCCCAGCUUCUGAACCACUGGCUGCAAAGUUUUUCAGAGGCUACCUCUCUUCACCUCACUCCUGGCCAGUUCCAUGAUGUAAUUCGACAGAGUGAGGUCUCUGCCUCCUCUGUGACUCCCCCAAAAUGAGGACAGGAGUCUGGAAAAGGGCACCUCACAGCAGACGGGGCAGAACCAGAGAAACCUGUGUGUCUGCCAAGGCCAGAGGUCGUGAGCUGGGGAGACGCCUUCCCCGCCAACACUGCUGCUGAAACUGCGCCACUCCAGCUCGGCUCCAACGGGACGGAGUGCAGGCCCACCGGGGACGGAGGAUGCACACAGCUUUUCUGUCCCUAUCCUGAGAGCAGGGUUUGAAAGGAGCAUGGGACCAUGGAGCCAUGGGGCCCUUGAAGGAGACGCAGCAAGAAGCUGUACUUAUUUCACAACUUUGGAAAGUCAGGCCUUGGGUUCAGCCCAUCUGGGUCCAAAUUCCAGCCUCGCCAUUUACCAGCUGCAUGACUUCAAGCACACAUGAAUCACUGUUUCCUCAUCUGUAGAAUGGGAAUAAUACCUAUCUCACCAGACUAUGGUGAGGAUGAAAUUAAAUAAUGUCUGUAAAGUG
Messenger RNA from Manis pentadactyla (Chinese pangolin), 2733 nucleotides. It is a transcript of the gene IL22RA1, whose product is annotated as interleukin 22 receptor subunit alpha 1. Bases 111 to 1835 code for a protein of 574 amino acids. Lineage: Eukaryota; Metazoa; Chordata; Mammalia; Pholidota; Manidae. Gene Ontology annotation, molecular function: protein binding. The transcript is spliced from 7 exons. The record is from RefSeq and is a predicted model, not a curated record.